Messenger RNA from Aspergillus clavatus NRRL 1, 1116 nucleotides. RefSeq names its product DUF3431 domain-containing protein. Bases 1 to 1116 code for a protein of 371 amino acids. The record is from RefSeq and is a predicted model, not a curated record. NCBI's taxonomy places the organism in Eukaryota, Fungi, Ascomycota, Eurotiomycetes, Eurotiales, Aspergillaceae. The transcript has a single exon.
AUGAGACGCAAGACAUCGCGCUCGCUCUUUCACCUGACCGUCCUGGGGGCCAUCGCUCUCCUUCUGUAUCUUAACCGCCCUUCCUCCAAUAAGUCCUUCCCUUGGACUCGAAUCCGUUAUCGAUCCGCCUCCGCCGUCCCGGAAUCAAGGGGGGUGUGUCCUGGUCUUCAGAAAUCCACAAAGCCUGCGCUGGUGGUCUCUCGAGUCACCGCUGAUGGUGAUCCAUCCUGGCUCCAUGGCCUCUCCUCCUCCUACCAUCUCUGCAUCUACACCGUCGACGCCCCAGACCCUCGGGCUACAACCCUUCAAGUCCCGGCAAACCGCGGGCAUGAGGCCAUGGCGUAUCUCACCUUCCUCAUAGACAACUACGAGCACAUUCCCGCCGCCGGCGCCGUCUUCGUGCACGGAUCCCGCUUCGCCUGGCACAACGAUCACCCCAUUUACGAUAACGCCGCGCUUCUAUCCGCUCUCAAUGUCCCCGCCGCCCUGCAGCAAGACGGAUACCACAACCUCCGCUGCGACUGGAGCAUCAGCACAUGCCCCCCGUCUGCCGCACCGCAGGGAAGUCUGGAAAAUACUUUGCGGUCAGUGCUGGAGCCCUGGAGCGCACGUGCGGCAUCGGAUACAGCUCUCCCGCGUGCACUGGCGGUGCUGUUCGGGGACCACAACCGGGAGACAUUCGUGCAGGCGAAACUGGGCCGGAAUGAUGCGGUGCGAGCACAGUGCUGUGCGCAGUUCGUCGUCGCGCGGGAGAAAAUCCAUCGACAUAGCAAGGAGGAGUACGUCGCGCUACGGCAGUGGUUACUCGAUGGGAUGGGACGACCGAGUCGACGAGGAGCGGCUCCGGCGGAUGAUCGAGUUGCGGGACGGAUUUUAUCGUACAUCUGGCACAUUCUCUUCCUCGGGUACGCAGACGGCAACCAUCCGUUAACGUCGGGGGUGGAUUUACAGCAGCUGAAUGCGCGGGCCUGUCCGAGCGCCGAGGCCUGCUAUUGUCGCUUGUAUGGGAGGUGUAACCUGCGCUGCUUGAGUCCCGGGAGCUGCGUGGAUGAAUACUCGCUGCCCAAGGGAUUGAAACUACCAGCUGACUGGGAGGAGACGCAUAGAUAUGCUUGA